Zingiber officinale is the source of this 1418-nucleotide messenger RNA. Its product is annotated as glutamine synthetase nodule isozyme-like. Lineage: Eukaryota; Viridiplantae; Streptophyta; Magnoliopsida; Zingiberales; Zingiberaceae. Gene Ontology annotation, molecular function: glutamine synthetase activity. The record is from RefSeq and is a predicted model, not a curated record. Gene Ontology annotation, cellular component: cytoplasm. Bases 45 to 1118 code for a protein of 357 amino acids. The transcript has 13 exons.
AUAUAAACUUGGUUCCCUCUUCCCUAUCCUAAGGUCAUUCAACCAUGGCUUUGCUCACAGAUCUCAUCAACCUCAACCUCUCCGACUACACUGAGAAGCUCAUCGCUGAGUACAUAUGGGUAGGCGGUUCUGGCACUGACCUGAGGAGCAAAGCAAGGACACUGCCAGGCCCUGUGACUGAUCCCAGCCAACUUCCCAAGUGGAACUACGAUGGCUCAAGCACAGGCCAAGCUCCUGGAAAGGACAGUGAAGUGAUUCUCUGUCCCCAGGCGAUCUUCAAGGAUCCUUUCAGGAAGGGCAACAACAUCCUAGUAAUGUGCGAUUGCUACACGCCACAAGGUGAGCCAAUCCCGACAAACAAAAGAUACAACGCUGCCAAGAUAUUCAGCAACUCCAUUGUUGAAGCAGAAGAAACUUGGUUCGGGAUAGAGCAAGAGUACACUCUCCUUCAGAAGGAUGUGAACUGGCCUCUUGGAUGGCCAAUUGGUGGAUUUCCUGGUCCUCAGGGUCCUUAUUACUGCGCCGCUGGUGCUGAUAAGGCUUUCGGGAGGGACGUAGUUGAUGCUCACUACAAAGCAUGCCUUUAUGCAGGCGUCAAGAUCAGUGGCAUCAACGGGGAGGUCAUGCCUGGUCAGUGGGAGUUUCAGGUAGGUCCUUGCGCUGCCAUCUCUGCCGGUGAUCAUCUGUGGAUUGCUCGGUACAUGCUCGAGCGCAUUACAGAAAUAGCUGGAGUGGUGCUUUCUCUCGAUCCAAAGCCAAUUCCGGGCGAUUGGAAUGGCGCUGGUGCUCACACAAACUACAGCACCAAGUCCAUGAGGUCUGAUGGAGGGUAUGAAGUCAUCAAGGAAGCAAUUCAUAAACUUGGGCUGAGGCACAAAGACCACAUAUCUGCCUAUGGACAAGGCAACGAGCGCCGCCUCACCGGCCGACAUGAAACUGCUGAUAUCGACACCUUCGUUUGGGGAGUUGCUAACCGGGGAGCAUCCAUUCGAGUCGGUCGCGACACCGAAAAGUCUGGCAAAGGGUACUUUGAGGAUCGAAGGCCAGCUUCCAACAUGGAUCCAUAUGUUGUCACUUCCAUGAUCGCAGAGACUACCCUCCUUUGGCAACCAAAUUAACUUGGAUAUGCAUCGUCUUUCCACUGGAUCGAAUUGCCUGUGUGUUCGCAGGUGUUCACUUCCGUCUCGUGUUCAUUUUCCUUCUCGUAUGUUUGCUGCCUAUAUGUUACUGAACUGUUUCACUUUAAUUUCUUGUUGAAAAUAAUAAUGAUAAUAUUAUGAUCUUGCAACUCCUGUAUGGCAUGUGGCCUGGCAGACAUUGUUCCUUGCUACAGAGCAAUACGUCUGAAGUUAUCUUUGGGAUCACAUUCACUGUAAUAUAGAAGAGAUUUAAACCUAAUCAGAAUGGCAUUCCCCACA